Molecule: messenger RNA, 1947 nt
Organism: Nerophis ophidion (straightnose pipefish)
Lineage: Eukaryota; Metazoa; Chordata; Actinopteri; Syngnathiformes; Syngnathidae
Gene: klhl23
Product: kelch-like family member 23
Exons: 3
Coding region: 183-1898 (571 amino acids)
Molecular function (GO): protein binding
Source: RefSeq, a predicted model, not a curated record
GGUGGGGGAUGGACACUGUUGCAUGCCACUCCAUCACCAAAAUAGGCAUCCUGUGUGUGAGGUCCCGUGUGGGCCGAAUGGAGGCUGGCGUGCAUUUCAUUUUCAUGGAGAAGAGCGAGCAGCAGUGACGGAGUGCGGAGGUCAGUCUGUGUGAUUGUGCAGCAACCUUGUGGAAAUAAUAGAUGAGAAGCAGCUGCUGGACGCUCCGUUGUCCUGCUGCACACAUCAUGAACGAGGUCUACACUUACCACUUCCGCCACGCAGCCCAUCCCACUGAGCUGCUGGACGCCCUGAGGCAUUCCUACCUCCACGGCCUGUUUGCCGACGUGGUCUUGCGGUGCGGCGACUCCGGCCAGGUCUUCCACUGCCACAAGGCUCUGCUCGCCGCCUGCAGCUCCUACUUCCAGGUCAUGUUCACGGCCGACAUGAGGGAGAGGUCCGACAGGGUCAUCACGCUGAGCGGCGUGGACUGCGGCGAGCUGGCGGCUCUGGUGGACUACGUGUACACGGCUCAGGUGAGCAUCACCGCCAAGAACGUGCAAAGUCUGCUGGAGGCUGCCGACCUGCUGCAGUUCCUGGCGGUCAAGCAGGCGUGCGAGAGCUUCCUGGUUCGCUUCCUGGAUGUGGACAACUGCUUGGGUAUGCACGCCUUUGCCCAGCUCCACCUGUGUCCCCAGCUGGAGCGUGAGGCCAGGAGGUUGAUGCUGAGCAGGUUCCCAGAGCUCAUCCAUCAGGAGGAGUUCCUUGAGCUGGAGCCCAAAAGAAUCCGAACCGUGGUGGCUACUCAGAAGCUGGCUGCGCUGAAGGAUGAAGUGUUGAUAGCCGCCGUGGCCAAGUGGGUGACGCACGACUUGGAGAAGCGUCUUCAGCAUGCCCUGGACCUGCUCCAGUCCAUCCAUCUGGGCCUGGAUGAGGCCGAGUUCAAGGCCGGCUUAAAGGUGCAAAGGCAGUGCUUGGUGGGGAGCGAUGAAGGCUUCAAAUCCAUGGUCAUGAAGGCUUCACGACCAAAGGAGCUAUGCACCAGUGGGAGAAACCCAUCAAGGCUGUACAUCAUUGGAGGAUACUACUGGCACCCUCUCUGCGAAGUUCACAUCUGGGACCCCGCAAGGGACUCGUGGCUGCGGGGUAAAGACAUGCCGGAUCAUGCGAGAGAGAGCUACAGCGUGUCCUUGCUGGGGGCGGACGUCUUCGUGACAGGAGGCUACAGGACCAACACGGUAGAAGCCCUGGACACGGUUUUCAUUUACAACUGUGACUGCGAUGAGUGGAGAGAAGGCUGCCCCAUGAUCACAGCUCGCUACUACCACUGCUCUGUGGCUCUGCACGGCUGCAUUUACGCCUUGGGAGGCUACAGGGCGGGAGCUUCCGAGCAGGAGACGGAAUGGUAUGAUCCACUCAAGGAGAAAUGGUUCCCCGCUGCAAGAAUGAUCCAAGGUGUAGGAAAUGCCAGCGCUUGUGUGGUAGGAGAUAAGAUCUAUGUAACUGGAGGCCACUAUGGCUUUAGAGGGAGCUGCACGUAUGAGAAAAUCCAAGUCUACAUGCCAGAUGUCAAUGACUGGAGCAUCAUGGCCGUCAGCCCUCAUCCAGAAUAUGGACUUUGUUCUGUGUCUCUGGGUAAGAAACUAUUCUUGGUGGGUGGGCAGACGAGGAUUGGCGACUGCUUCGACACAGAGAAGGAGGAGUGGAGCUCCAUGUCGGUGAUGAAGGAGAGGAGGAUGGAGUGCGGGGCUGCCAUCAUCAAUUCUUGCAUCUAUGUGACGGGAGGAUAUUCCUACUCUAAAGGGACCUACCUGCAGAGCAUGGAGAGAUACGACCCACAGAUGGACACUUGGGAAAUCGUCGGGGAUCUUCCGGGACCUUCUAGAUCCCACGGAUGUGUCUGUGUUUACACUUUGUAAUGUCCUCAUCAAUUCUUGUCACUUCCAUUACUUACAGUCUCCCUUCUGA